AUGCCCAUGUACGACAAGGAACUGUCUGCGGCCAAGCCGCAGUUUGAGCAGAUGGACCGCGACACCGAGGAACGGUUCGUGCGGUUCGUCGAGCGCAUGCCUGUCCACUCCGAGGGCCUCGUCCGCCUGUUCGACCGCGGCGAGUACUUUUCAGCUCAUGGCGCCGACGCUCUCCUGAUCGCCGACCAGGUGUACAAGACGACCAACGUUCUCAAGUAUCUGGGUGCGGGCAGCAGCAAGCCUUCGUCGUCGACGUCUGCCCGCGGUCUGCCCAGCGUGACCAUUUCAAUGACUCUUGCCAAGGCGUUCCUGCGCGACUGCCUUACCACCAAGCAGAUGCGCGUCGAGAUUUGGGAGCCCGAGGACGGUACCGCUGGUCGCAAGAACAACACGCGCUGGCACUCGGGCAAAGUCGCGUCGCCCGGCAACCUCAGCCAGCUCGAGGACCUGCUCUUCGCCCACGAAGACUUGCUGGCCAACGCCGUCAGCAUGGCUGUGCGAGUCGCCAUCAAGGACGGCCAGCGUACUGUCGGCGCCGCGUUUGUGGACGUGCAGGAGAAGACGAUUGGCGUGGCGCAGUAUGCCGAGGACGAAAACUAUGGCAACACUGAAAGCCUCGUGAUCCAGCUUGGCAUCAAGGAGUGCAUCCUCCAGGCAGACGAGAAGCGCGCCGACCACGAGCUCUCCAAGCUUCGCACCCUCAUUGAGCGUUGUGGCGUCAUUGUGACGGAUCGCAAGUCGUCCGAGUUCCAGACCGGCAGUGUCCAGCAAGACCUCACGCGUCUGUUGGACGACUCGCAUGCCGCCAACCUCCCCGAGUUUGAUCUCAAGACGGCCAUGAUGUCGCUGGCUGCUAUUAUCAACUACCUCUCGCUCAUGAGCGACACGCCCAUGCACGGCCAGUUCCGCCUUCACCACCACGACCUGUCCCAGUACAUGAAGCUCGACGCCAGCGCGCUCAAGGCGCUCAACCUCAUGCCCAACGCCGAGCUGGGUGGCAACAAGAACAUGAGCCUGUACGGCCUGCUUAACCGGUGCAAGACCAGCCAGGGCCAGCGCCUGCUCGGCCGCUGGCUCAAGCAGCCCCUUGUCAACCUCCACUCGAUCCUCGAGCGCCAGAACGUGGUUGAAAUGUUUGUCAACGACGGCAACACACGCAGGACCCUGCAGGAGGAGCACUUGCGCAAAAUGCCCGAUUUCCACCGCAUCUGCAAGCGCUUCCACCGCAGCAUUGCCGGUCUCGAGGACGUUGUCCGCGUGUACCAGGCUGUCCAGACCCUCCCGCGUAUCGUCGAGUGCCUCAACCUGGUCAAGGAGGACAACCCGGAACACGGCCACAUUCUUGACGACGUGUACGUCAACGCCCUCAACGAGAACAUUGAGCUGCUUGAAAAGUAUUCGGAGAUGGUCGAGAGCACCAUCGACCUUGACGAGCUCCAGGGCCACAACUUUGUCCUUUUGCCCACGCUCGAUAAUGACCUUCAAAACUUCCGCGACCAGCUCAUCGACGUUCGCGACCAGCUCGACGGAGAGCACCGCCGCGUCGGUGAGGAGCUCGGUCUGGACAUUGACAAGAAGCUCCACCUCGAGAACCACCAGGUGUACAAGUACUCGUUUCGCAUUACCAAGGCGGAGGCGGGCUUGAUCCGCGGCAAGAAAAAGUACAUUGACUUGGCGACGCAAAAGUCGGGCACCAUUUUCACGACCACGCUCCUGAAGAACUUGUCAGAGGACUAUGCGCGACUCCAGGAAGAGUACGAGAAGAAGCAACGCCACCUCGUCAAGGAGGUUGUCAGCAUUGCCUCGUCGUACACGCCCGUGCUGGAGAAACUGGACGACCUCAUUGCCGCCCUCGACGUGAUUGUCUCGUUUGCCCACGUCUCGGCCAACGCCCCCGUCCCUUAUGCCAAGCCUGUCGUCAAGGAGCGUGGCAGCGGCGACAUUGUCGUCCGUGGCGCUCGCCACCCAUGCCUCGAGGUCCAGGACGAUAUCGAGUUUAUCGCCAACGACCAUGAAAUGAUCAAGGGCACCUCCGAGUUCCACAUUCUGACGGGUCCCAACAUGGGCGGCAAGUCGACGUACAUUCGCCAGAUUGGCGUCAUUGCGCUCAUGGCCCAGCUGGGCUGCUUUGUCCCCGCCGACUCUGCCGAGCUGCCCGUCUUUGACUGCAUCCUUGCGCGUGUGGGUGCUGGCGACAGCCAGCUCAAGGGCGUGUCGACGUUCAUGGCCGAGAUGCUCGAGACGGCCACCAUCCUGCGGUCUGCCACUCGUGAUUCGCUGAUCAUCAUCGACGAGCUCGGCCGCGGUACUUCGACCUAUGACGGUUUCGGUCUCGCGUGGGCCAUCAGCGAGCACAUUGCGACCAACAUUCGCUGCUUCUGCCUGUUCGCGACCCAUUUCCACGAGCUCACGACGCUCGCCGACCAGCUGGCAUGGGUCAAGAACCUCCAGGUGCGCGCCGAAGUGCACGGUGAGCUGGAACGCCAGAUCACGCUCCUGUACCAGGUGGUCGACGGCCACAGUGACCAGAGUUUCGGUAUCCAUGUCGCCGAGCUCGCGCGCUUCCCCGACACGGUGGUCAAGCUCGCCAAGCGCAAGGCCGAGGAGCUCGAGGACUUUGGCGAGACGACGAGCGAGAGCGCGCCCAAGCUCCCCAAGACGGACGUGGACGAGGGCACGGCGCUCGUCCGCUCGUUCCUCGACGAGUGGCGCUCGCGUGCCGAGGGCGGUACCGAGGAGGAGCAGCUCAAGGCCCUCCACUCCAUCGCGGACGAGUACAAGUCCAAGUUUGCGGACAACACGUGGAUCCAGAGUGUUCUCGCCGCGUUGUGA
Molecule: messenger RNA, 2832 nt
Organism: Apiotrichum porosum
Lineage: Eukaryota; Fungi; Basidiomycota; Tremellomycetes; Trichosporonales; Trichosporonaceae
Gene: MSH2
Product: MutS-like protein
Exons: 5
Coding region: 1-2832 (943 amino acids)
Biological process (GO): mismatch repair; mitotic recombination
Cellular component (GO): nucleus; MutSalpha complex
Molecular function (GO): mismatched DNA binding; ATP binding; ATP-dependent DNA damage sensor activity
Source: RefSeq, a predicted model, not a curated record